UUUGAAAAAUACCCUCUCAACUGUCCCCCCAAACAUUUGUCCCACAAAACCAUAAACCAUGACAACCGCCACCAUUGCCAAAAUAACAAUAAUUGUUGCCACUGUUACCAUGUUACUGGCGAUGGUGGCAGCACAGGCACCCGCGGCCGCACCAGAGCUGGCCGCAGGGGCCCCGGGAGGAGAGACAAUUGGAGCGGGGGCUCCGGGGCCAGGGGGGGCGAUGGAUUGCAUGACCAACCUGUUGAACAUGUCGGAUUGCUUAACGUAUGUGGAGGCUGGAAGCAAUUUGACGAAGCCUGACAAGGCGUGUUGUCCGGAGCUGGCGGGGCUGGUGGAAAGCAAUCCAUUAUGUCUAUGUCAACUGCUGGCAAACACAAGUAUUACAGGGAUACAGAUAGAGCUCAACAAGGCUCUCAAUCUUCCUACUGUUUGUGCUGUUCAGACUCCUCCUAUUAGCACCUGCGCAGCUGUUGGAUAUCCUGUGCCUGGUCCUAUGUCAAGUGAAGCGCCUGGAGCGGGGGCUCCAGGGCCGGGGGGGGUGAUGGAUUGCAGGACCAACCUGUUGAACAUGUCAGAUUGCUUAACGUAUGUGGAGGCUGGAAGCAAUUUGACGAAGCCUGACAAGGCGUGUUGUCCGGAGCUGGCGGGGCUGGUGGAAAGCAACCCAUUAUGUCUGUGUCAACUGCUGGGAAACACAAGUGCUAUAGGGAUACAGAUAGAGCUCAACAAGGCUCUCAAUCUUCCUACUGUUUGUGCUGUUGAGACUCCUCCUAUUAGCACCUGUGCAGAUGUUGGAUAUCCUGUGCCUGGUCCUAUGUCAAGUGAAGCGCCUGAUUCUAUGUCGCCGAGCCUUGCAGCAUCUGGAAACAGUGGCAACGUAGCUUCAUCAGGCAUUGCAGCUUCUCAACUAUCCAUCCUUGUUGGUUUAGCAAUUGCAUUUCUCACAACACCCUUCUUCUGAUUUGAAUUUUUGGAGUUUUUUUUUUAACUUUAUAUUUGUUUCGAUUUCUCCAUUUAUCUGGGGAGGGGGUAUUGUAACCAGAUAUUGAAUGGGUAUGACCUAGUUACGCCAAUAAACAUGUAGCUUUUUUUAAAAUUAUUUUUUCAUGGUUUUCUCUCUCAUGGAGAAAGCGACCAUUGUUUUGAAGCACGAACCAUUUGCUAGCAUUGUCCUGACAAUUUCAAAUUUUAUAUAUACAUAUUUAUGUGAACA
Messenger RNA from Camellia sinensis, 1213 nucleotides. NCBI's taxonomy places the organism in Eukaryota, Viridiplantae, Streptophyta, Magnoliopsida, Ericales, Theaceae. The record is from RefSeq and is a predicted model, not a curated record.